GGCGAACCAGUUUCAAUACGGCCGGUCCACGGUCCGGUGCAGUUGGCGCGCGCGCAGUUUCGGUGCGAGUGCAAUAUUAUUAUAUUAUAUUAUCUACGUGUGCGUACAGUUUUCGCGGUGCUUCGCCGUUUUUACAUAAUAUUUUCUCGGUUUUUUUUUCAUUUCUUCAAUUGUUCGUGUGCCAAUUCGAAGAACAUGACUACACCACUCGGCGUGACUUCGCGUUCGAUUUUUAAAUGUUUCUAAGAGAACAUGAUCCCGAGCUAAACUCCGCAAACAUGCUGGACGUGUACAGAUCGGACUCGCAAAAGUCCGACUCGUCGCAGAGGCCAAGAGUGUCGUUCAAUCGGGACGUGCGAAUCAAGAAAAUCGGCAACUCGGAUGCAGCAAGUAUUGUGGAAGCUUUAGCUGGAGAUGGUGAAGGCCACUUGGUGCCCACGCCAGUUCGCAGGGAAAAGAUCAAAGCAUCCAAGCGUGAACUUGCGUUGGAAGCUGACCGCGUACUUAAGCAGGCAGAUAGCGUGGCCUCGCUGCACUCGGAUGUACCGCCGAGAAGACAGCAGAGGAGCAAACCAGAUGGAGGGUCCCUUCAACGAAAAACCAGCUUUGGAGGGACAGAUUCGAAAAAAUGGAAUUCUGAAGGUAAACUAUCGUCGUACAUGUCGUUGGACAGGCCAAAGAACCGGAUCAGGAAGAGGGAGCAGCCGACGUGGGAAGAACAGCGGCACGGCGGUCAACAAUAUCGGUCGUCGACGGACCUGACGAGCGCGGCGGCACCGCCGAAAAGACGAUCGACCGCGUCGUCUUCGGGUGGCGGCAAGUUGACCAGGAGCGUUAGCGACGCGGGUGACCGGGACAAGCCCCUGGCGUCCGGCGACGGCGGCGACGCGAAACGUUCGAUAUCGCUGUUCGGCACCAUCCAGCGGAUCAAGACGAAGAUCAAAAAGCGUCCGACGGCGAUGGCCGUGGACCGGUCCGCGGAACCGUCGGUAGCGCCGGGCCCGUCGCCACCCCCGGCGCCGGUCCGGGCGAAAAAACAGCUGUCGCCCAUCAUCGAAUCGUCGCCGCGAGACGAGUACUUCAAGUAUUCGGUCGGCGGCCCGCUGGACUACGGCGGCGCGUCCCCGCCGCGCCCGGUCCGCGGCCACAAGGUCGACCGGAUCGUCCGGAAACUGCAGCAGCAGCAGCAGCAACAGCAGCACCAACAUCAACAACAACAACAACAGGCGGCGGCAGCCGAACUCGCCCGUCAACCGCCGUCACCGCCGCCGCCGCCGCCGCCGCAGUCGUCAUCGCCAGACUUUGCCCACGCGCACAACGGCAACGAACCGUUUUCGUACACGGCCACGUCGUCGCCCACCAUCGUCCACCUACCGGACGCGGCGGCAGCUGACCGACCGCCACCACCGCAACGACAACGACAACAGUAUCGCUCGGCCGGCGGCAUGGACGACACGUGGACGUCGUACGACGAUCUCAGCCACAGGCGGGACGCGCUCGAGUCGAGGCUGCAGAAACGCGCGGCCGCCGUGGUGGUCAGACCGCAACGGACGGGGGCGGGGGCGGCGGCGCGCGCGCGAACUCCGACCGAGUCGUCGGCGCCGGACACGUACGCCACUGUGUACAAGAAGAACGAGACGCUCGGCGGCGGUGACAGAUACUUCGAGCGGAAGAUCGUCACUGAGCACCGGUUCGCCCGCAGGACGCCCAGGCUGUCCGGCGACGGUGCGGGCGACGACCACGAAGACAGUGCCGUCGACGCCGACCACCGCGACCGCCGCGAUUACCGCGACGUCGCCGACCACGGCGACCGUCAUCACCGCGACGCCGCCGUCCACCACGACGACCACCACCAUCACCGCGACGCGACCGCCCGGCCGGUGGACGCCGGCCGCGGGCGUCCGCCGUCGUCCCGGGCCUCGUCCGGCAUGCCGACCAUCGUUUCCCGGAACAACGUGACCGUCGUCAACGGGCCGUCGCGCUCCGCUUCCGUGCACGUCGCCGAUAAACCGGCCAAAAAACGUUCCAGGCUGGACAAGUUCAAGAUGCUGUUCACCGGUGGCUCGUCCGCGUCCAAGGAGAACAAGCGGCCGUCGUCUUCCGCCAGAGCUCAGUACAACUCGUCCGAUCCCGAGUCUUACACGUCGUCUUUGCGAAAACGGUACAACGUGUUCACGGGCACCGACAACAACAAACAGGGAAAUCAUGUGUCUGGAAACAGGAGAACGUCGUCUCCAAGCAAAACCUCGAAACCGACAGGAAACAAUGCGUGGUUCAAGUCGUUGGAUAGAUUCGGCAAGAAAAACAAGAGAUCGAAGACGUUCACUUCGGGGAGCGAAAACGACGACGAAAUCCGAGUGCAUAGAGUGAACGAUCGGAAUAACUCGAAGGGGACGACCCGGUCGUACCACAGUGUGGGAAAUCUCAACUCUCUAGAUAUGGACCAUUCGCCCAGGCUGAUUGCUGACAAGAGACAUUCGCUGAUUGACAGUUCGGCAGGCAGCACCACCGAGGGCGAUAGUAGUCAGAAAUCACACAAGUCCACAGUCUAUCUUCACGCCACCACGGUAGGAGAAAUACCGGAAUCGCGACAGCUGCACCAGUCCGUGUUCGGAGCCAAGAGCAGGCGGGCGGCAAGCCGCGAAGAGCUGUCGUCGCGCAACGACGCGUUCGGCGGUGGCGGCGCUCAGAAGCGCACGCUGUCCCGGUCAGUGUCGGUGCUAGCGCCGUGGGCCCCGCGGCACGGCGAGGGCCGGACCGUAGACUACGACGAGCGCGGCCGGCCCCCCAGGGCGCCGUCGUCGACCAGACACGGUCCAGUCAAAGCGACCAAGAGCGACCCGGAAGAAUCAGCGGUUGCGGGCGCGGGCAGGUCCACGUCGGCGGCGCGGACUAAGAACCGAGCGCCGAACCGGGCCAGUUCGGGCGAGGAGUCGUCGCUGCUCGAUGAGGUGAUCAUCCGGACCACCAGCCGUACCGGCAAGCUCAUCAAGGAUGACCGUUCCACGUCCCGGCAGAUCGGCCGGUCCAUGUCGUCGGCGAACAGGUCAGCAGCAGGUGGCACGUUGACGCGGGUCAAGACGAAAUCGUAAUGAACAAUAAUCGGAGUUCGACGAUUACGACAACAACAAAAAUAAUAAUUAAUAACAAUACAAAUAAUAAUAUUCAUAAUAAUAAUAAUAAUAAUAAUAGCAAUAAUAAAAUAAUAAUAAUAAUGAUAAUAAUAAAAUAAUAAUAUAAUGAUGAUUAUAUAAUAACGCAUACAAAUAAUAAGUAAUAGUAUAUACAAAUUUAUAUAUAUUAUUACAAAUAACUGUUUUGUCGCCGAUAAAAAACAAAGAAAAAAGGUCAUACCGAUAAUUAAUUACCUACCUAACAAGUUCGGCGACGGUGCACCACCGGCUGGUGAAAUUAAAAAUAUUUUUGAUUUUCCGGUGUCGCGAGUGGUAUGGGAGCACGACUAUUAUAUAGUUUUCAUUGGAUUAAUAUUACAAUAUUGUUAUGUUGUGAUUAUUUUGACUUUAACACGACUCUUAAAUAACUAUCAUUAGGUACCAGCUACACGCGUAUAAUAAUCGUAUUCUUUAUAAAUGUUAUAAUAUUAUAUCGAUGGUUACAUGGCAAAAAAGUCUAAUAUAGCAAAAAGUUUUUCAAGGAACCAAAACCACUAUUGAUAAGCAAUAACUUAUUUAAUUAGUAAGUGGGAUUAUUUUUCGUAAAAUAACUUGUAUAUAGAAUACAUUUUUGAUUAUGACGAAUGACGUGCAUUUGAAUACGCUUGUAUAAUAAAUUUGGUGCUUAAGUCUAAUAUUUUUCUAAUAUGCACUUAUCCCUUAUUAUAUCUUAAAAUUAUUACUGUUAUUACUUAUGACAUGUAUAUUAUAUAAUUAUACAUUAUUAAUUCAUCAAAAUACAGAAGUAUAUAUAAAUAAUUCUUUGAAAAAAAAAAAUAUUAUAUAAAUCAUUAUUGAAACAUGACAAAAAUAAAAUACAGUAAUAUUAUCAUUUUCGCGGUUUUUAUUUCCAAAACAUAAAAAGCAACAUACGUAUAGUUGUAAACUUUUUCUAAACCACUCAUAAACAUAUGUAUGUGACAAUUGCAUUUCAUCCCUGCCCUACAUUUGUUUCACUCCUUAAAUAAACUGUCACUUGUCAUACCAUCCUCCCUCAAAAAUCGUUUAUUACCAAUAUUUUUUUUAGACCAAUUUUUAAAACAAACAAGUUUUAAGUGCUCUUUAAACCGCAAACUUAAAAUUUUAAUUGUUUUCAAAAUAAUGAUGGCAGCUAUUCACAUACUUACCUACGUAUUGGAAAAAAUACAUUUUUUUCCGUCCAAUGAUAAAAUCUAUUUCACGUGCUCCCUAAGUAUUGCUUAGAGCUUAGACCAUUUUGCCGUGUACCAUCGAUAUUGCGUGUGAUCGAUCAUACAUAUUAGUAUCUCAAUAGUUAUAGGUACCGAGUAUUCUUUUUAGAUCAUUUGAUAUGCAUAAUAUUAUUAUAAUACUACUACGCGAGAUAUUAUAUCAACUCCCGAAUGACUUUACUGGCUAGCUAGCAUGAUACGCCGGGUGUACAUCGAGGAACUGACAUGAUAUUCAAAUGUAUUUUUUCUUUGUAAAAUUGUCAGAUCUCUGUGAUACACUCUGUAUACAUUAAUGUCGUAUGCUAUGUCAAUAUGACAUCAUUAUUCUUCCUAGUCAAAUAACCCUGUAAAAUUUAAUAAAAGAAUUUAUAUAAUAAUAAUGAAUUAUAUUUACUAUUUUUAUUUUUAUUUUUAUUAAUGUAAAUACUUUUAAUUAUCAUAUAGAUAUGUUGUACAUAUAAUAAUAAAUACCAAUAGUAUAACCAAA
This is a messenger RNA of Rhopalosiphum padi (bird cherry-oat aphid), 4850 nucleotides long. RefSeq lists its product as uncharacterized. The record is from RefSeq and is a predicted model, not a curated record. NCBI's taxonomy places the organism in Eukaryota, Metazoa, Arthropoda, Insecta, Hemiptera, Aphididae.